Rattus norvegicus (Norway rat) is the source of this 5759-nucleotide messenger RNA. Lineage: Eukaryota; Metazoa; Chordata; Mammalia; Rodentia; Muridae. The record is from RefSeq and is a predicted model, not a curated record.
GCUGGGGACCGAACCCAGGGCCUUGCGCUUCCUAGGUAAGCGCUCUACCACUGAGCUAAAUCCCCAGCCCCUUAUUUGUAUUUUUUUAUUUGUAUUUUAUUUAUUUGUAUUUUUCCAGAAUAAUAAAUUUACUGUAGAAAGGAUUAUACGCAUCAAUUUUAGGACAGCGUAUCACAUCUGGAGAAUGGGGAAGAGACUGUGGUUUGCUCAAUGCUCUUUCUCACUAAAAGAGUGUAGUCUUCAUGGGGGUCAUAAACUAUGACUUUUGGGUCUGGUUCACUCCCCGUCAGGUGUCUAUGGAGGAAAAUUCCCUUGGAAUGAGAUCUCAUCAGUGUAUGUACGGUCUUAGACAAAACUUAUAGUAGAAAUUAAAGGAAAACACAGUAAGGGUAUUAAGGGGGCCGAGGAGGUCGCUCAGUUGGUAGAGUGCUUGCAUAGCAUGCACGAGACCCUGGGUUCGAUUCCCAGACAUGAAUGAACUGAGUGUGAUAGAGAUCACUAACACAAGGAGUGAGCUGAAAGAUUUACAAAGACACGAGACGGGGUGACUUCUCAUCCUCAGUCCUGACAACAUGUGAGUCUCCACUCUGAAGAAGUCACUAUACCCUGGGCAUGAUUGAUAUAAGACUCCCAUCCUGAAUUCCUGAAUGCGAGAUGUAGGCUCAUAUAGAUCAGUUGGUGACUGUUUGGGGAGGCUAUAGAACUAGGAGGUAGUUCCUUGCCAUUUAGGUUGGCUUUGAGGUUAUAGCGUGGGCCCAUUUCUCUCUCUCUCUCUCUCUCUCUCUCUCUCUCUCUCUCUCUCUCUCUCUGUCUUCAUGGCUCCAUGCCUCCCAUUGUGAUGAACUGUGAACCCCUUCCCUCUAAGGCUAUUGCUUGACAUUAGAUCACAGCAACAGAAACAUAACUGUGAUACCAUAUAAUGUCAUGGUGCAAUAAAGUGAUGUUUUUAAAAAAAUAUUGCAGAUUAUCUAAAAAAAAAACCCACAUGGUAAUUUGAAUUUGUAGCUGCGGUAGCAGCAGCAAAGGAAACUAGGUAAGCUGCUCUUAACGAUCCCUAAGGGCUCAAAGAGAAAAUUACCAACCCAGAAUCUUGAUAUCUGGAAACAAAUACAACUACUACAUCUCUCCAGGUCAGGAUGUGACUCAGGAAAAAGGAAGAUGAUCUCAGACAGAAGGUCGGGUUGCCAAAGAGCUGGUGGGCAGAGAAAAUGCAGGCAAACACUAUUGAAAUGUUGAGACAUCCAGGAUAGUACCUUUCUCAGAAGUAAGAUCUGACUUUUUUUUUUCUUUUCUAUUUUUCAAAGCUGGGGACCGAACCCAGGGCCUUGCGCUUGCUAGGCAAGCGCUCUACCACUGAGCUAAAUCCCCAACCCCAAGAUCUGACUCUUUUAUCAGUCUUAGAUCACAUCAAGUGUGGCGAAAACCAGGAAGUGCACAUAGAGGAAAUAGGGGCUGGAAUACAGCUCGGCUGGUAGAGUCUUACUGGGCUUGCACUGUUGGGUCUGGGGUAGCACAAAUGAUGAGGACCCUGUAGUACACACAAGCAGGAGCAGUUUAUUGACCCUGGAUGUCUAAAGCGAAUUGAUUAGGGACAUGGCCAGACAUGGGAGCUGGAACCAUGAGCCAAGCAGGUGGCACGUUGGCCUUUUUAAGUAAAAAGAAACCACACGCACAGGCAUACACACACGCACACGCACAUGCAGGAAAAGGGGGGCAGUAGCCAGGAAGGGUGUAAGGAUUGGGACAAGCUAAGUAGGGCAGAGGGCAGAUGGAGGAGGCAAGCCUUGGGUCUAUCCCCAGUACUCCUACUCCUCCUCCACCUCCAAAGGACUAGGGACAGCAUCUGCAACUGCUUAGUAAUUGUUUGGCUGACAAGACAAUUAGUUAAAUUCUCAGGUUGUGGGGACUAGGGCUGAGGGUGCUGCAGGCCAUGUGCUCAGGAUGAGAAAGGUUCAGCCCCCAGACUCAAGAUUUGAUCAAAUUAAUAGAGCUGACCAAAUGGACACAUCUAGAACUUUGCAUUCAACAACGACAGCAGUGUUAUUGACCUCGCAUGGAACAUAGCCUAAAAGGUCUUGAUCACACUUAGGUUUUAAAGUAAGUCUCAGCAAAUCAAAGCAUAGGUGCCAUUCAGGCUACCAUCCCUGACCAAAUUAUCAGUAAGUCAAUUCAGAAAAGACUGAGGUUCUGGCAUGGAGACAGAAGCAAGCAGAUCUCUGUGAAUUUUAGCCCUCCUGGAUGACAUAGUUCUAGGCCAGCCAAAGCUGCAUAAUGAAACCACACACAAAACAAAGAAAGCCCAACAGUCCGACGACAAAAACAAAACCCCUCAAACAAAUUUAAAAACCUACACAACUUAGCCUCCUAUAUUACAGAAUUAACAACAGCGACAACAAAAGUACGCCAGCCUCUUUUUAAAAAAAAUGUUUUACCUCCAUAUCACUUUACAGGUCAAACACAAACUCAGAUUGUUGGACCUUUCCCUGAGUCCAUUUUCUAUCACUAGAAGAAAAAAUACCUGAGGCUGAGGGCUCAUCUUGGGAAGAGGUUUAUUUAGUUCACAGUUUGGGAUGUUGUGGGGAGUCAUAGUCUAGCUGCCUUGAGAGGCCUGUGUCAUAAGUCUCUCAGGUUCGAAUCCAUGGCUCCUGGGGUAUUGUGUGCCCUUUAGUUCCUGAGAAACCUAGGCACUCUCUCAGUCAGUGAAGCAUUCAGGCUUCUUUGUGUUUCUCCGUGUUCCUCAGAAUUCUAGAAGCAUAUAGAAGUUAGUCAAGACAACUGGUCUUAGAAAAUAAUCUUGAGUACCGUGUAUAGUUUGCAAAUCUCACUGUGUUCUGGCAACUACAAUUGUGUUGAUCCUGGCAAUAGCCAUCAUACUGCUUCUGUUAAGGUAUACAAAGUCUGAUUGCUUGCAAUAAACUUGUCACAGCCUCAGUCUGCCUGAGACCUCUCCAAACUGAGCUUGGUUUUCAUUUCUCACUAGCCAUAUCAUGUGACCUAGGCCCAGACCAGUAGCUCUGGAUUCACAGAGAGUGAAAACCCCGGCAGCCUGAUGUCUUCUCUGGUGAUGAACCUCUGGUUUCACAUCACCUGGGAGUGCACAUGAAUGGGAAGAAGCCAGAGUGACUAGGGAGGGGUCUGCCCUGCCUACUGAUGAUUGGCUGACUGAUUGGAGGCAGUUCUUGGCCCAGCUCAUGAUGUUCUUAAUCAGUUUCAUAAGUUCAGUGUUCUGUGGCCACUUGGGCAAGCUGGAGCUGGACGCCGUCACACUGGCAAUUGCGGUUAUCAAUGUCACAGGCAUUUCAGUGGGACAUGGCCUAUCUUCUGCUUGUGACACCCUCAUCUCCCAGACAUACGGGAGCCAGAACUUGAAGCAUGUAGGGGUUAUCCUGCAGAGGGGGACACUCAUCCUGCUCCUCUGCUGCUUCCCAUGCUGGGCACUCUUCAUCAACACCGAGCAAAUUCUGCUGCUCUUCAGACAGGACCCAGAUGUAUCCAGGCUCACCCAGACUUACGUCAUGGUCUUCAUUCCAGCACUCCCUGCAGCCUUUCUUUAUACGUUACAAGUUAAAUACUUGCUCAACCAGGGCAUCGUUCUGCCUCAGGUUAUAACGGGCAUCGCUGCUAACCUUGUCAACGCCCUGGCCAACUAUCUGUUUCUCCAUCAGCUACAUCUUGGGGUGAUGGUGGAGAGGAUGGAACAGUAUUUACCCACAGCUACUGGUUUUCCCAGGGGUUCAGCGUUGGCCAAUACCAUCUCCCAGUUUGCUCUGGCCAUCUUCCUGUUCCUCUACAUUCUCUGGAGAAAACUACAUCAUGCCACCUGGGGAGGAUGGUCCUGGGAGUGUCUGCAGGACUGGGCCUCCUUCCUGCAACUGGCUAUCCCCAGCAUGCUCAUGCUGUGCAUAGAGUGGUGGGCCUAUGAGGUUGGCAGCUUCCUGAGUGGUAUCCUUGGCAUGGUGGAGUUGGGAGCCCAGUCCAUCACCUAUGAAUUGGCUAUCAUUGUAUACAUGAUCCCUGCAGGCUUCAGUGUGGCUGCCAAUGUCCGGGUGGGAAAUGCGUUGGGUGCAGGAAACAUUGACCAGGCCAAGAAGUCUUCAGCAAUUUCCUUGAUAGUCACAGAGCUCUUUGCUGUGACCUUCUGUGUCCUGCUGCUGGGCUGUAAGGAUCUCGUGGGCUACAUUUUCACCACUGACUGGGAUAUUGUGGCCUUGGUGGCUCAAGUGGUCCCCAUUUACGCUGUGUCCCACCUCUUUGAAGCUCUUGCCUGUACCUGUGGUGGCGUUCUGAGGGGCACUGGAAACCAGAAGGUUGGAGCCAUCGUUAAUGCCAUCGGCUAUUAUGUCAUCGGCCUCCCCAUCGGGAUCUCACUGAUGUUCGUUGCCAAGCUGGGAGUGAUUGGUCUGUGGUCAGGAAUCAUCAUCUGCUCUGUCUGUCAGACUUCGUGCUUCCUGGUUUUUAUUGCUCGGCUUAAUUGGAAACUCGCCUGUCAACAGGCUCAAGUACAUGCCAAUUUGAAGGUAAAUGUGGCCCUGAAUUCUGCUGUCUCUCAGGAGCCUGCUCACCCAGUGGGUCCUGAGAGCCAUGGAGAAAUCAUGAUGACAGAUCUUGAAAAAAAAGAUGAGAUUCAAUUGGACCAGCAGAUGAACCAGCAACAAGCUUUGCCUGUCCAUCCAAAGGACAGCAAUAAACUGUCUGGGAAACAGUUGGCCCUACGUCGAGGGCUCCUAUUCCUCGGGGUAGUCUUAGUCUUGGUGGGUGGGAUUUUAGUGAGAGUCUAUAUCAGAACUGAAUAAUGUAGGAAUGAAUAAUCCAGCAAUGCAGGUGCUCCUCAGUCUGUGAAGUUAAGGCCUGACAAAUCCACCACACAUCGAAAAUAUCAGGGGCUGGGGAUAUUGCUGAGGUAGACAAUCAUAUACUCAGCAUGUUCAGGGCCCUCUAACAUGGAAGUCUCUCUCUCUCUCUCUCUCUCUCUCUCUCUCUGUGUGUGUGUGUGUGUGUGCCUGUGUCUGUGUGUCUGUGUGUGUAUUUGAGAGAGACAGAGAGAUGGAGACACACACACACACACACACACACACACCCAAGAGAUAGAAGCAGAGAGACAAAGAGACAUAGACGAGAGAGACGGAGACAGAGAGAGGACACGCUCCAAGGGUGGAUAAUGUAUACAAUAUACUUAACUUACUAAAUACUAGUGUUGGAAACAUUGUACCAACUAGAAUAUUGAAUUGCAGGGCCACCUGGAGCCUGUAGCUCACUGCCACUGUCCCGUGUCUCCAAAGGAUGGUGUCACACAUUGUGAACCCAGGAAAAGCUCCCAGUUCAAAAGCAGUCUCUACUGAAUACAUGCCAUUUUUGCACCCGAUUGUAAAGUUGAGCCCGUGGAAAGUGAAUCACUGUAGGUCUGGGACCACGUGCAGUUUUGGACACAUAGAAAUUUCACAGAGCUGGCAGUGGCCGGUCAUUUGAGCUAACAGAAUUCAACUGUGCCUAUGGGUAUUAUGAACUGAGUAUUCAAAAAUGUCGUUUUUCUAAUAAAGAAUUAGGUAAACACCAUAUUGUGGCCUAAGACAAUGUGGGGGAGAUGGUGGUGGAGUAUUAAUUCAUCCGCCACUGUCAAACAUGCACUGCUGGGUACUACUGUCUUCAUUCAGGGGUGGAAUUCCUAUUUCUUCUGCCUAUUGUUUUCUAAGAUACAAACCUAUAUCUGAACUGCUUCCAUAUUCUUACUGUGUGACUUCUAUUAAAUACAUUUUAUGAUA